Messenger RNA from Physcomitrium patens, 4998 nucleotides. RefSeq names its product protein CHUP1, chloroplastic. Lineage: Eukaryota; Viridiplantae; Streptophyta; Bryopsida; Funariales; Funariaceae. The record is from RefSeq and is a predicted model, not a curated record.
GUUUCUGUACCAAGGACAGCGUCGACGACCAUCAUGGGGUUGAUUUUCUUCAACUCAGUACGCAUUUUUCAAGGCUACCUUAAGCGGGAGCAUGCAUUGGGGUCGGUUUACGUUUCCGUUACGGUAAUUGACAUCAGUGAGGGUCGCAGAGCUGACCAGUUCAAACUUUGUUUCCGAGGGAGGGGCUUCGAGUGCCAAGAAAAUUUGGCUUGGGGCCUCGACCAUUGCGCUCGUAAUGGUUGUCCCACGCUGACGAGGGGAUGCUAACCCACACACUCGUUCUCAUGCUUCUUGCCAUUCCACUGGCAGGGUUGAAUUUGUCGCCGCCUUUCAUCCAUCGAGCUCCUCUUGAAAAGACUCUUUGAUUCCUCUGACCUGAGUUGAUUGCUAUCCCUUUACCUAGGUCGGUUCAGAGAGUCUCAAUGAAGUUCACGGUGGUUUUGGAAGUGAUGAUGUGAGUUUGGAGGCGGAUUUUGCGGAGCGCGCUAGAUGACAAAUUGGUUUUCUCGACUGGGUUUGUGGGUUUCACUUGUCGGCGAGGGUUUAUUAUGCCCUUUUCGUAGGGUGGGAUCUCCUUCGAGGUGUUUGUGUAUAUUGUUGUGGGUUUUGAGCUUUCUUGCGUAUCUGCACUUGCUGUUGGUCAGCGGAGAGUGUUGAGCAGCUGUGUUGUUGGAAGACGUUUCCAGUUUUGAGGGGUAGCUGUCACUGCGGCAUUGAAGGCAUUUGCUUCCUUUGUGUUUCGCGUCUAAUCGUCUGUGAGCUGUCGUUAUUAUUUUUAUGGCGCUACCUCGGAGUGGGAAACUUGAAGUCGGUGGACUUUUCUCUAAACAUCGGUCUGGUGGAAGGAGUUACUUACGCCCCUGUCGCGUAUAAUAUGCUACAGUAAGUGGCGGACUCGAACUUCCUUCUAUCUGAAACUCGUGGCAAGUCUAGCUUCUCGUGUUACGUGAGACUCGUCAACCUCAAACUGUUGUCUUCUUUGCCUUCUGGUCGAACCCUCGUCCUGGGACUCUUGAUUUUUCAAUUAUCAAUUGAGCUCUUUCGCUGGUGUUAUUUGUCGACUCGUACCGAAUGAAACAAGCUCAUUGUAAUUCUCCAUGAAUUGGAAAUUGAGAAGCACAUUGCUCCCAUGCGCACGCGGGCGCUCAGAGGAAGUUUGAGUUCAGUCAGUGAAUCAAACCUUGUACAUAGAUAAAUGAGCUCAGCAUUUAUUUCCUUGAUGUACCUUUGAGGAUGAGACACAAGUAAAGAAGGGUCAUCAAACUGGUGUACAUGUUCGUGCGGGUGGGAAUCGCGGUGACGUGCUCUGUUGCAGCAUUCACACUCAACCAUUUGAAAAACAAUAAGCGCGAGGAUAAAGACGAGCCUUCAGAAGUUGAAUACCCCAACCAGGAUGAGCUGCACAGCGAGGAGUUUGAUCACAACGAUGACAUUCCUGACGUAGUGUCGAAAACUCCGGAGGAAGAAAUCAAAAGGGUUUAUUUGUCUUCCUCCCCUCGAAAAUCAAGUGCCGAAAAUGUUGGAGGAGAAGAAGCUGGAGGGUAUCUCCUUCCCGAACUGGAAUCCUUCUUCACUGGAGGGCUCCGAUCCCCCGAUAACUUUCCCGAGCGGGACUCGUCCGGUCCCGACACCGGCUUAUCUCCGAACUUACAAUUUAACGGAAAAAGAAAAUGUAAACUUCGAGUGCAUGAUCGAGAAUGUUCUAAGGUGCUUCAACGGGGCAAUGGGCAGACACACUCCGAACCACCAUAUUCCGGGCACCCGUGUAGCGUACCAUUGUUGGAGACGUAUGAAGAAGCGGAAGGAAGUUUGGAUACCGACUGCACGAGCCCACAAUCUGGACCUCUGGAUGACCAAACGGUAUUUUGCAAGGGAGAGGGAACACCCGGUUUGAAAGUGAAAGAGUGCCUACCCGGGAGGAAGUUAGAUUACCUUGAAGUAGAUGCGAAUCCUGUUGAUCAUGACGUAUCAGAGUCCUGUGUCGAGUCGAAAAGGUCUUUAGGUGAAAACUUUGAAGGAAGCGAUGAGGCAUGCAAUGAAACAAUUAUUGAGAUGUUGAGAAUCACUGUUGCUGAAUUGAAAGAAAGAGAGAUUAGACUGGAAGGUGAGUUAUUAGAGUAUUACGGGCUCCAGGAAAGGGAGAUUGAAUGCUUUGAAAAGAAGCGAAUACUUGAGGAGCAGGCCAAGACUAUUGAAACUCUAAAACUACAUAUUGAAAACCUGGAAGUUCACUCGAAUGGAUUGUCCUCUAUGAUUAUUCAAGACAACAUUGUGCAGAAAGAAUUGGCAGUUGCACGCGUCAAAGUCAGAGAGCUCCAAAAUCAAUUGCAGGAGGCGUCUAGACAGUCUAAGGAGGAGAUUAUGAUCUUGAAGCAACAACUAUCAAUAAUGGAAUCUAGAGAAAAUGAAGGAAGUAGAAGGGAAAUUGAGCUUGAGAAGAAGUUGGAAUCUUUGCGGGAACUGGAGGUUGAGGUAGUUGAGUUACGCCGUACUAGCAAGGAUAUUCAGCACCAAAGACGGGACCUUAUCAUAAAACUCUCGGCUGCUGAGUCUCAAAUUUCACGCUUAUCAAACUCUGAUGAGAAUGCACUGGUUACUCAAGCGGAGGAGAAGGCAGAUGCUCUAAGGAAAGCUAAUGAGGACCUUUGCCGUCAGGUCGAGAAACUACUGAACAGCAGAUUUUGUGAAGUGGAGGAGCUUGUGUACUUGAGAUGGGUAAAUGCUUGCUUGAGGUACGAGCUUCGUAACCUCCAGGCUCCGUCAAAGAAACACACGGCUCUCGACCUCAACAAAAACCUGAGCCCGAAGUCACAGUCUAUGGCCAAACAGUUGAUGCUAGAACAUGCUGGCCACAAAUCUCAAUUAGAAAGUGGUUAUGAGAGUACUUCUUCAGAGUCCUCGGUACCACAUGAGCCUGAUGGAGUUGGAGACUUGAGCGAUCAAUCUUCAGAGUUGAGACUUGGGCGAGUUUCGAAAAAGCCUAGCCUAAUCCGCAGGUUAAAGAAAUGGACUGGACGGAAAGAGGACAAAAAGAACGACGGUGGGCCUCGAGACUCCUCAAGUCGCGGCUCAUCUGUGGACAGAGAUCGGAGAAGUCCGGCCUUUGAUUCCCAAAGCGAGACUGAGUCGAAUGGACUGUUGGAGACUGUAAUUGUUAGAAACAGUGAAGGCGCAUCGGAAAUCUCAGAUUACGGUUCGAGAGACGUUGGAAAUGACAAAGCACAGACUGAAACUUCAAGAGAGGAAGUGUUGAUAAACACUGAUACGGAUGCUGCAAGGUUGAAGUUGUGCCUUCCUCCAAUCCAUACCAAGCUUGCAGACAAAGAGCUCAGUGGGGUGGCCGCUUCAUUUCAGCUCAUGUCAAAAUCAGCCAUUGGUUCCGAACUUGAUGAGAAGUACCCAGCUUUCAAGGACAGGCAUAGAGCAGCUUUGGAGAGGGAGAAGUGUAUAAAAGAGAAAGCUUUUUUGGAAAGGGAGAAACACAAUAAGGCAAAGGCUGCUAACGAGAGGGAGAAACUCAGCACAGAAAAAAUUGCCAUUGAGAAAGAGAUGUUUCUCAAGGAACAAUCGGAGCCCAAGUCUGAACAGAGAGUAACAGUAACCAAAUAUACUAGCGGGAAUCCGAUACUAACCCACUCAUCAUUUUUGAGGAUGUGCGAUGCUGAAUCCAGACCUGAGGUAGGCAUUGUUGCUAAGCGUAACGUUGAAGUCGCUAAAAUGUGUCCUACCGAGGUAGAAAAGAGGCCUUUGAGAAUAGCCAAACCCCCCCCGAAGCGAUCAUUGUUAUCAUCUAUCAAUGUUUCAACGCCACCUCUAGGUCGUAAAGUUGCAGGACCACUUGGCCCGCCUCCUCCUCCGCCACCUCCACCGCCUCUAACACCUGGUGCACUUUGUCCACCGCCUCCACCACCAACACCUGGAAGCCUCAUUAAAGGAAGUGGUGCAGAGAAGAUGCAGAGAGCGCCCGGAGUAGUUGAAUUUUAUCAAUCCUUGAUGAAACGUGAUGCGAAGCAGUCACUAAGUUCACCUGGUGGAACGGUCAGCAAUAGUGAAGCUCGCAACAAUAUUAUUGGAGAAAUUGAGAACCGGUCUACCCAUUUACUAGCCAUCAAAGCGGAUGUUGAGACACAAGGAGAAUUUGUGGAGUCUCUGGCAGCUGAAGUUCGUGCAGCCUCUUUCAGUAAUAUUGAAGAAGUCGUGGAGUUUGUUGUCUGGCUUGACGAAGAGCUGUCCUUUCUGGUUGACGAGCGAGCUGUAUUGAAGUAUUUUGAUUGGCCAGAAGGCAAAGUGGAUGCACUCCGGGAGGCCUCCUUUGAGUAUAGGGAUCUUAAAAAGCUCCAAUCUGAAGUAUCUGCAUUUGAAGACAAACCAGGAUUGCCUUGUGAUGCGGCUCUACUUGAGAUUUUGAAGUGCCUAGAGAAAAUGGAGAAAAGCGUUUAUGAAUUGCUUCGUACAAGAGACACGGCUAUAGCUCGCUAUAAAGAUUUUAGCGUACCCACUCAGUGGAUGCUUGAUAAAGGGCUCGUUGGAAAGAUGAAGGAAGUGUCUGUAAGACUAGCUCAGCUGUACAUGAAAAGAGUCUCGGGUGAGCUGGAUAAACUUGCGGGGGGGUCUGAUAAGGAGCCUUUGCGUGAGUUUCUCCUGGUGCAGGGGGUUCGUUUUGCCUUCCGUGUGCAUCAGUUUGCUGGAGGAUUAAAUUCUGAGAGCAUGGCAGCAUUUGAAGCAUUGAGACAACGCGCCUCCCAGCAAGAGUCUCCGGAAUCUUGUCUUCAGACUUCUUUUACACCCCCUCCAAGUAGCUUAGGUCGUAUUUAGACCUCAAACAAGACGAUAAAACUUUGCCAACUGGUGUUACUGUAACUCGGUUACUACUUCUAACUGAGUGGACACAGUCUCGUUUGAGCCAGAGCAAGAGGACCUUCGGGAUCUUGACUUGUAGAUCUCCCCUGUACUAUAUCAAGACAGCACACUUAACUAUUUGAAUUUCUCUUAAUGUAA